Molecule: messenger RNA, 3051 nt
Organism: Priapulus caudatus
Lineage: Eukaryota; Metazoa; Priapulida; Priapulimorpha; Priapulimorphida; Priapulidae
Product: mitogen-activated protein kinase kinase kinase kinase 3-like
Exons: 5
Coding region: 321-2903 (860 amino acids)
Biological process (GO): protein phosphorylation
Molecular function (GO): MAP kinase kinase kinase kinase activity; ATP binding
Source: RefSeq, a predicted model, not a curated record
AUCUUCGCUUACCUACCCUUAUCAGUCUUAUGUUAUUAAUAUUAAUGUUCCCAUUUACAAGCGUACUUCAAGUAUAGUAUCAUUUAUAUAGAGCUCGGAUAAAGGAAAUGUUAAUUUGUUAUGUAAGCAGCCGCCCUAUCGUAUAGAAUCGUAGAGUGGACAGUGAUCUCGGUGAGUUGGUGUCUCUCCUGUAGCACAUCAUGAGAUGACAGCAGAUAGAGGCUGCAAGCAAAUUAUCCCUCGUUAAUCAGAUGAUGUUGAGAGCACAGCUCUGAGAUUGAACAGCACUUGACUAACGUGUACAACAGUCCUCCGCAGCAAUGUGCGCGGCAGUUGUCGGGCCGGACAUCUCCCGGCGAAACCCACAGGAGGAUUUCGAGCUGAUUCAGCGAGUCGGCAGUGGGACGUAUGGCGACGUGUACAAAGCGCGCCACAUAGACACUGGCGAGUUAGCGGCUAUCAAAGUUAUCAAGCUGGAGCCAGGUGAUGACUUCUCCAUCAUCCGUCAGGAGAUUCUGAUGAUGAAGGACUGCAAGCAUCCCAACAUCACGGCUUACUACGGCAGUUACCUGCGACGCGACAAACUCUGGAUAGCCAUGGAAUACUGCGGUGGUGGAUCGCUCCAGGACAUCUACCACCUGACGGGCCCGCUCUCCGAGGCGCAGAUCGCGUUCGUCAGCAAGGAGACGCUUCACGGCCUCGCCUACCUGCACAGCAAGGGCAUCAUGCACCGCGACGUUAAGGGCGCCAACGUGCUACUCACCGACGACGGCGACGUCAAGCUCGCCGACUUCGGCGUGUCCGCGCAGAUCACGCAGACGCUCUGCAAGCGGCGGUCGUUCAUCGGCACGCCGUACUGGAUGGCGCCGGAGGUCGCCGCCGUCGAGCGCAAGGGAGGCUACAACCAGCAGUGUGACAUCUGGGCGGUGGGCAUCACGGCGAUCGAACUCGCCGAGCUGCAGCCGCCGAUGUUUGAUCUGCAUCCGAUGCGUGCGCUCUUCCUGAUGUCGAAGAGCGGGUUUAAGCCGCCCGAGCUGAAAGACCGCGUGAAGUGGUCGGCGGGGUUCCACGCGUUCGUCAAGGUGGCGCUGACGAAGAAUCCGAAGAAGCGGCCGACGGCCGACAAGCUUCUGCAGCAUCCGUUCCUGCAGGGGGCACUGCUGAAGCGACUCGCGAAGGAGCUGCUCGACCGCGUCAACAACCCGACGCAGCUCGCGUUCACGGCCGCCGACGCCGAGACGGACGACGAGGGCACGGUCGCCAACGUGCCGCGCCGCAUCCCGUCGCGCGAGCCACGCGGCAUCGGCGGCGGCGGCGGCGGCGCGGCGCGGAGCCCGGACGCGGGCGGUUUCGGCGUCGACCCGGUGACGCUGACGCGGGAGCCGCCGCCGCCCGCCGCGCUCGCCGGAAUCUACGACAACCUGCAGUGGCAGCGGCGGCGCAGCGACCCGGCCGCUCACGAGGGGGCGCUGGCGUCGCCGCAGCAGCAGCCGGCGGCGGCGGGCAGCCCCGCGUAUGGCGAGCGGGACUUUGUCGUCUCGCAGCAGUCGACACUGCCGAUGGACGCUGGGGCGGCGGACGCGGGGUCGCCGACGUCGGCCGCCGCCACGGGACUCGAAAACGGCGGCGGGGGCGUCGUCGACGAGAUGGCGACGCUGACCUUUGACACGCCGCCGCCGCCGCGCGACCCCGAUGACACGGACGACGACGACGACGCCGACGUGAACAUCCACGGCAGCGAGACGCUCGCGCCGGGCGCGGGGCGACGUCCCGCGCCAAUCAGCACGGCCGCGGACCCGCAGUCGGACAUCUACAACGGGCUGCCGCCGACGCCGCAGGUGCACAUGGGCGCGUGCUUCCUGAAGGUAUUCAACGGCUGUCCGCUGCGCAUCAGCUGCACGUCGAGUUGGACGAAUCCGGAGACGCGAGACCAGCACAUCCUGAUCGGCGCCGAGGAGGGCCUGUACACGCUCAACCUGAACCAGCUGCACGAGACGACGAUGGACCAGCUGCAUGCGCGCCGCUGCCUCUGGGUGUACGUCAUCAACAACGUGAUGAUGACGCUGUCGGGGAAGAGCCCGCAGCUGUACCGGCACGACCUGACGAUGAUGCACACGCGGCAGCAGAACCGCUUCUCGCUGCCGAUGAACCGCAUCCCGGGGAAACUCGUGCCGCGCAAGUACAUCACGACGGCGAAGGUGCCCGACACGAAGGGCUGCGUGCGUUGCUGCGUCGGCCGCAACCCGUACAACGGAUACCGAUACCUGUGUGGAGCGACACCGACGGGCAUCGUGCUGCUGCAGUGGUACGAGCCGCUGAGCAAGUUCAUGUUGCUCAAGCAGUUCGACUUCCCCGUGCCGUACACGCUGCGCGUCUUCGAGAUGAUCAUCACGCCCGACCAGGAGUACCCGGUCGUCUGUUACAGCGUGCACAAGGGCGCCGACCGCAACCACCUCAAGAUGGACAUGGUCAACCUGAACUCGGGCUCGCACUGGUUCGGGGAGACGCGCGAGGACGCGGGCGGCGGCGGGGAACAGCUGGAUGUGAUCAGCGUCGCCCAGCUGGAGAAGGACACGGUGCUCGUCUGCUUUGACAACAUGGUGAAGAUCGUCAGCAUGCUCGGCCGGCUGAAGUCGGGGCACCGGCGCGCGAGCGAGCUGCACUUUGACUUCCAGGUGCAGUCGCUCGUCUGCCUCGCGGACAGCGUGCUCGCGUUCAACCCGCACGGCAUGCAGGGCCGCUCGCUGCGUGAGAACGAGGUCACGCAGGAGAUCUACGACAAGUCGCGCAUCUUCCGCCUGCUCGGCAGCGACGGCGCCAUCGUACUGGAGAGUCGGCCGACCGACGACCCAGCGGCGCCCUCCGACCUAUACAUCCUUGCCGGACACGAGAACAGCUACUAGAGAGCGCUCCUACUAGGGUCGUUUCCCCUCGUCGGGCGAGAACAGCAGGGGAUCUUAACCUGUGAUCCACGGACCCCUUGGGGACCCCUUUGGGGUCCGUGGAUGGGUUUCAGUGGGUCCGUGAACCCCAUUGUAUGCAAAAAAAUUU